AUAUCAGAUUAAAACAGGUGAUGUUCUCAUGUGUGCUUUGCCCAUAGGCGGCUUGCGACCAAGUAUCUCACACAGACCACAAUAGGUGGACAUUUCCCUGAUGCAUCGAGACGUCUUAAUAACCGCGGCAACCUCUGCAUCUGCUAUAGUGACCGGGGUUGUAGGCCGCACCUGCAUAUGAAUCAGAACGCGUGCGGGGUGCGGUUGUACUGGGGCCUACGUCAUACUUUCCGUCCGUUCACAGGACAACGCACCCCACCACGCGCAUUGCUUUCCUAGCCGUCCUAAACUAACGCCGUCGCCUCAUCUGUUGCCCACCACCAUACAAAGCCCGCUUCUUCCGCCUCUCAGCCUCCCACACCAACGGUCUACUGUCGCAAAACCCCUCCCACAUUAUCAACAUGACUGGACAAUCUCCCGAACUGCAUUCACCGAGCUCGCAUCCUGAGCGACCUAAGGGUAUCCUCAAAAACUCUAGCUCGUACCGCGCCGACUCCCAAACGUCCCCCACUAGCGAGCUUCCGCCGGCCGCAAGCCCCAUAUCCGAGCGGCCGCAGCUGGGUCGCGAGUUGUCAGAGAAGGAAAUUGUAUUGGAAAACACGCUGCGCAAUGCUGGCGCUCACCGAAGAUCCUCGUCGAACCCGCGCGGCAUCGGUUCCCGACGCCAGUCGGGCAUUGACCCCGCGGACGAGACUAGCCCGCAGCUCAAGUGGGACGAGGCCAACCUUUACCUGAAUGAGCAGAACCGCGAUAGCACCAUGAAGAUUGAUGAGCCCAAGACACCAUACGCCAAGCAGUACGAUCCCACCGAGGACGAAGAAGAGGUCGAAAUGCUCAACGCCGAAGAGCUCAAGGUGGACGAGCUGGACAAGCCAAAGCGGAAACCUAAGAUUGAGGAUAUACCCGAGUUUGACUUGGGACAGCCGGAGCUGCAGGCACGACACUCGCAGACGCCCGAGAGCGAGAAGAGGGUCAUGGUUGAAGAGGGCAUGGAUACAGAUGAAGGCUACCACGGCGAGCUCCUCCCCAACGCCACCCAGGAGGAGAGGGAGAAGCAUCGCAAGUUUGAAGAGUUGCGCAAGAAGCACUAUGAAAUGAAGAACGUCAAGGAUCUGCUUGGUCACCCGGAAGAUGACGAAGAUGAGGAAAUGCCGACACGACCCAAUGCUCAAUAGAUGGAUUUUCCUGUGCUAUGGGCAUCCAACUACAGCGGUAGCCAAGGUCGAUCCCGAGAGUACGUACGAAGCUCGCCCAGCGGCGUUGCACGAAUUGAUUUUGGCGGCAUUAAGGUGGAGUUUUCGGAUUUCCGGCGCUAUAAUCAAGGCCGC
Molecule: messenger RNA, 1328 nt
Organism: Alternaria rosae
Lineage: Eukaryota; Fungi; Ascomycota; Dothideomycetes; Pleosporales; Pleosporaceae
Exons: 2
Coding region: 402-1175 (257 amino acids)
Biological process (GO): regulation of signal transduction
Molecular function (GO): protein phosphatase inhibitor activity
Source: RefSeq, a predicted model, not a curated record